Molecule: messenger RNA, 447 nt
Organism: Alternaria postmessia
Lineage: Eukaryota; Fungi; Ascomycota; Dothideomycetes; Pleosporales; Pleosporaceae
Exons: 4
Coding region: 1-447 (148 amino acids)
Cellular component (GO): cytosol
Molecular function (GO): L-methionine (R)-S-oxide reductase activity; protein binding
Source: RefSeq, a predicted model, not a curated record
AUGGGCAAAGGAAUUGGGUUUGGUACGUUCAUCAACUUCUCAAACACAGCAUCGCUACUUUGGCACGCAUAUCAUUCAUUGCCUUCUCCAUCCUCCGCAGUCAACUGGGCGGGUUUCUACUUCACAUCGCCUACAAAUUCGUCACAACUACUGCUGGGCCCCUUCCAGGGACAAGUAGCAUGUCAAGUGAUUAACUUCGGUCGUGGGGUAUGCGGAACUGCGGCAAAAGAGGCAAGGACGCAGUUAGUGGAAGACGUCGAGAAGUUCCCAGGACACAUUGCAUGUGAUGGAGCGAGUCGGAGUGAAAUUGUUGUUCCCAUUGUACAAGAUGGAAAGGUCGUAGCAAUUAUCGACAUAGAUUGUGCGGAACUCAAUGGCUUCGACGCGGAGGACCAGGAAGCCUUAGAAGAGUUGGCUGAGUUAUUGGCACGAUCGUGCGAUUUUUGA